CACUUUAAACUUGGAAUAUCAUUUUAAACUUAGAGUACUUGUUCACUUUCAAAUUUGAAAUGCAUUUGUAGCAGGAGAUAAUCCUGAAAACCUUUUUUGCUUAAUUAUUUCCCUUGUUCAACUUAUAAUACUUGCCUUUUUCUCAAAAACUGUUGAAAGUAUUCACGCCAAACUAUUGUUGACUAUCAAGGGCAAGUAAGUCUGAUCAGCAUGUUUUCAGAGUUAUGCCCCCUCUGUGUUACUUUUAUUUUACCAUUCAGCACUGAUAAAAAUGGAGCACACUGUCCACAGACAGAUCUUGUUCAUAUUUUUGCACAGUCAAAUGCCAUAGUAUAAGGCAAGAAUAGGUUUUAUCUAUAGAAUUAUUUGUAUAUGUAACAAUAUAAUUUAUAACUUUUAAUUAUGCCCAGACUAUUUAAGGGGAGUAGGUAUAUAUAUUUGCCCAUUUCCAUUUGUCACACUGUCAUACUGUCCAUUUGUUACAAGACUGUUUACUAAACUAUGAAUACAUUUCUGGUUUUCAUAUCUUUAGUUAUAUACCUGUGUAAAUUGAGAUAUUAAUCAUGUACUUUCAGUGGUUAAAGCAACACUAGAUACUGUACAUGAUGAUAUGAAACCAGAGAUAGACACUGCUCUUAACUCUGCAAAGUUUGACAUGGACUUCAGUGAUACAUUAGAUCCAUUUGAUGAGACCAUUAGUCUGCUUGAAAGUAAUACAGCUACAAUUGGCAGUGUUUUUGCAGUUCUGGGAUGUAUAUUUUUCACUAUUGGAAUGGUGGCUUUUGUUGGCAUGAUGUUGGGAAUUCUAUGUACAAAAAAACCUACUUCUAUAAUGGAGACAGGCAGAACGAAGGCUGGCAGCUGUGGAGCAUGUUUAUUGAUGACAUCGGUUGGGCUUGCUGUUUUUCCUCUUAUUUUGAGUCUACUGUUAGGAUCUACUCUCAUGUUACUGGGGGGUAACUUCACCAUUUUAUGUGCUCCUCUUGAAGAUCUCACAGUGCUCAAAAGGCUGGUAGACAGUGGCUUGUUGUUUGGUGGAGAGAAUCUUGGGGAGAAGUUUUUCAAUGAUUCAUCUUUAGAUUUGUCUGUCACCAACCUAUUCAAGACAUGUCGGAAUGAUGGCACAUUGUAUUCAGGAUUGAAUUUAGGAACUAUUAUGAACUUAUCAACACUCUUUUCUGUUGAUGAGUUUGUACCAGACCUAGGUGACAGUGUAGUGAUGCAGAUUAAUGACACUAUAAAGGAUAUCAGUAUUGUAGAUGUCAGUUCUUUCAAUGACCUCAAAUCAAGCCUAGACCUGCCUAACAUAGAUAGAGAUACUGCAAGAGAGAUAGAAGAUGAGCUUAAUGCUAUAGAUCUGGAGGGCAAAUCUAAAGAGAUGAGUGCACUUGCAGAUACCAUUCCAGAUAAAGCAUAUGCAGACAAGUAUAAAACAUUAAGCAUUGCUCUACAAGACAUGCAUGAUGAUCAAAAAGUGCCGUUGCUACAAUGUGUUAAUGAUUUAACUACUAUUUUGAAUGGAAUGGACAGCAGAAGUCAGACAAUAAAGGUAGUUGUAACAGAGUUGUCAAAUGAUUUACAAAGUCUUACAAAUUAUGUCCGAGACAAUGCUGCAAAUGUUGUUCUAGAGGUUCUGAAUGACUUUUUAGAUGGAAUGAAGACAGUUCCAGAAACACUGAUUGGCUCCGUCACUGAUGCUUUAAGUACAGAUAUUGGCAGAUGUAAAACUUUAGCUGAUGUCUAUGAUACAGUAAUUGGCUCGAUUUGUACCCAUUUUCUAGACUCUUUUAAUGUUUUGUGGGCUUCAUUCUAUACCAGUGGAUGGUUGAUUAUCGUUCUGAUGAUUUCAAGCUGUACUCUCUCCAAGUAUUUCAGAAUACCGUGUGAUAUUGUUUAUGCAGAUCAGCUACAGGAUACAACAUAUAAUGGACAUCCUUCACCAAACAGUGCUAAAGUUGACCUUAUUCACUACAAGAAACUUGCUGAUGGUAAAAAUACUCAUGGUGAAAAUGCUGAUGGUGAAAAUGCUGAUGGUAAAAAUGCUCAUCCUUCACCAAACAGUGCUAAAGUUGACCUUAUUCACUACAAGAAACUUGCUGAUGGUAAAAAUGCUGAUGGUAAAAAUGCUGAUGGUGAAAAUGCUGAUGGUAAAAAUGCUGAUGGUAAAAAUGCUGGUGAAAAUGCUGAUGGUAAAAAUGCUGAUGGUAAAAAUGCUGAUGGUACAAAUGUUGAUGGUGAAAAUGCUGAUGGUACAAAUGUUGAUGGUGAAAAUGCUGAUGGUAAAAAUGCAAGCAACAAGUCCAACAAUGCUUCCAAAAGAAAUUACCAGAGACUUCACCAGAAAUGGAGACACCGAAGGCGUCUUACUACUGGUCCCUUUACUGCCCAGUUUUUUGCAGAAAAAAUGCAGGGCAAAUCAUCAGCAGAGACGAUCUUUAUAACAGACUCAAAACAAGGUAUAAAUGAUAACAAACCUAUGUGCACAGUUGUAGAACUUGAUGAUUCAUCCAAAGACAGUGCUUGGUGUAGUCAGAGUUUAUCGUCAUUUGAAGGAACAUCUGGCCAGGAUGUGAUCAACUCUCAGGAUAUAGACCAGAAGCUAAGUGAUCCUCAUAAUAAAGUAGACAGUACAUGGGUAGAUAUAGAAGAAUCAAAUGACUUAAAUAUCGCAGAUAAAUCCCCAAUCGACUGUACAAAAUUUGAUGAUCGGGUAAAAGAUGAUUGGCAAUUUACGCCUGAAAUAAAAGAUUUUCCUUACUUUCAACUUCACGAUGACGAAUUUAUCUUACUACCUUUGACUCGGAUGUUAGCAGAAAGUGAAGAAAAUAUUAAUGAAAAGAAAACGAUUGUUAAUAAUAAUAUUCAAAACAAUAAAGAUUUAGUUACUUCUGAAGAAAUAGGCUGUACAGAUAACGAGGAGAAAGAAAUGAGUAAGUGGUUAAACACUUAUAUAAUACAAUCAAAUUCUGAACAGAUUGCCUCCUCACCUCUUGUCAAAUAUAGUUCUGAUAAUGAAAUGCAUUUUAAACAAAGCUUAAAAGUAAACAAGAACCACUAUGAAAAUACAGUAGUAGGGAAUACAUCAUCGUGUCAAGUUAAAGAAUCUAAUGAUGACAAGAAUGUAGAUGUUGAAAUGAAUGGCUCUAAAUGGUAUGUGGAUACUAGUAAACCUUUAUCGCAAAACAAAGACAGAGAAAACAUUGAUGAGACAGAACAUCCUGUUCAAGAGGUGGUAUGUGCUCUGUGCAAAUCUGUUGGUAUUAAAAACAGAAAAAGGAGAUACUCCGGAAUGAUGGAAAUAACUUCAAUUAGUUCAAACACAAUAGAAAAAGCAGAAAAUGACAAAGCAAUGAAAACUGUCAACAUAGCCAAAGAUGAUUCAAGCAAAACAAAUGACAAUUUUGUUUCUAAUUUUUGGACAGCAGAUCAAAUUAAACAGUUAAAUAAAUCAUUUGAAAACAGUUUUCAGGCUUUUGAUGACACACUUGGAAAUAUGUCAGGCGAAGUUGUAAAUGACCAAAAGAAAAGAUUGGUGAAUUCUGUGAGUAGACCUGUGAAUGUUAUGACCAAACAUACCAGUCAUCAGAAAAUAGAUGUUAAUGUCAGACCAUACAAACCAGUGAAAACAACAUUGUCCCCUCAAGCAGCAUUCAACUUUUGGAAGUAUAUUGAAGCAAACUGCUCCUGUCCUUCCGAAAUUCCUGAUAGCUUAUCUCAAAGAAAACAACAUCAUUCUUCUAGCCUGCAUACAUUUAUUGAUAAAGAGACAAACGUAAAAUGUUAUGCUGAAAAUGUUGAAUUGUUGACUGGAGGUUAUCACAAUGAACAAAAUAAAAAACUUUACCAAGACGGACCAGACUCUCUUGUGAAUUUGGCUAUAAAUGCAAGUAGGUUAGCAUAUAUUCCAGAACAUUUAAAUACCAUGGAAAGACAGAGAAAGGAACAGAAAACAUAUACACGUAAAGAUGGACAGAAGCAGGAACUUCGAUGUGAAGUGGCAUCGACUAGAAAAGACAAUAUCAAGGUUUCAUACCUUUAGAAAUACAUGUAAUACUCUAAUUGUAAGCAAGGCGAUAGGUAUGUUCUUAAUAUAUAAAAGCAUUUCGCCUUUAAAUGUCUAGCUAAAUUGUGAUUUUGAUUAUAAAUUAAAAGUAAUCUAGUGAAAAAGUAGUAGCAAUAUUAUUAUUUUUAUUGUUAACUUAUUUUCAUUUGUUGUUUUGAGUGCACUAUUGUUUAAGAUUUUCUUUAUUAUGGAAAUGUUAUGAAAAUUGUUCAUUGCCAUGAAUUACGAUCGUUUUUAUUACAAAUUUCAUCUUUGUUAAAAUAAAUUGUUUAAUUGAAAUAAAAAUUCAAAUACAA
This is a messenger RNA of Ruditapes philippinarum (Manila clam), 4359 nucleotides long. RefSeq lists its product as uncharacterized. The record is from RefSeq and is a predicted model, not a curated record. Lineage: Eukaryota; Metazoa; Mollusca; Bivalvia; Venerida; Veneridae. Gene Ontology annotation, molecular function: cholesterol binding. Bases 611 to 4039 code for a protein of 1142 amino acids. Gene Ontology annotation, cellular component: cell surface; apical plasma membrane; microvillus. The transcript has 15 exons.